Messenger RNA from Colletotrichum karsti, 1905 nucleotides. RefSeq lists its product as uncharacterized. Gene Ontology annotation, cellular component: nucleus. The coding region runs from base 1 to 1905 and encodes 634 amino acids. The record is from RefSeq and is a predicted model, not a curated record. The transcript is spliced from 2 exons. NCBI's taxonomy places the organism in Eukaryota, Fungi, Ascomycota, Sordariomycetes, Glomerellales, Glomerellaceae.
AUGAACGGACACGUCAACUUUGCCUCGUCCAGUGAAGACGAGUUUCCCGACCUGGACGUCAUCUUCCAGCGGAGUAAACAAACCAAACGCCCUGUCAGGUCUGUACCGCAGGAAACGUCCGCCAACAAGAAUAAUUCGCUGCCAAGACGCGAUGAUGAGAAGCCGACUAGCUCCAGGCUGCCAAAACAAAAAGUCUCUGAUGAGAUGAAGCAUGGGGACUUCGCAGCGCCUCCGAUUGUGCGACGUCGCAAACUCGGACAGAAAUCGGAUAAUCCGCUCCUGAGGCCUUUUGGGGGGUUUCCUAACAACGAAGGACAGAACUUGCUGGAAGUUCCUAUGAGGAGCAAGAAAAUACCGGCCGUUAAUGUCCGCAGCCUGCGGAAUCAGGAUCGCGCCACGCCGCCCAUGAGCACUCCGUCUGGUGAGGCGGACGACGACUCGGAUGACAGCACGCACGAGGCAACGGAAAUUACUGAGGCGGAUAUCUCGGAAUAUUUCGACGCCCGUUCUGAAUUCGAGGAGGAGGAAGACGAUGAUCAUGCACCGACCUUCUUUGGCCAAGAGCCUCGCGCCCCUACAAACCGGCAGCGGUCGGCUCGCAGUCAACAGAGCAUCCCAAAGCCAACGGGACAUUCGACCUCUAGACGCACGCCAGAUCUUGAUAUGGCGCACUUGACAUCCUCGAACAAUGGGCAUUCUGAGCGAGGGACCAGCAGCAAGGGCUUGGGUUCUGAUAGGGCGCCUGGUCAACAUUCCGCGCGGCCUACAUCAGCGAUUAUUGAUCUGACGGACGACAUGGCAGACGCCCUCCGUCGCCUAGACCUUACUACGGAAGAGCCAGAGAAAUGGCAGAAGAAGCGUCAAGGCAACGAUACCCAAGUGACGCCGCCAACAACACCGCCGAAACCCAACAAAACCCUCGUCUCCCCCCGGAAGCUUCCCGGCAUCCCAAAGACCCCUCACAGACCUAGUAUGGACCUGUUCUGGAGCCAAGAGUUCGUGGAUGACUGGAACGAGGAGCACUCCCCUAAGAAGCUGGUUCUCCCCGCGACACAGAAGAGCCCGGCCAAAAACAAAUCCACCAAGGCAGACACAGCCAAACAGAAGGAAACCAAGAAAUCAUUCGGGAAGAGAAAACACGAUCUGGCUCAGUCUUUUCUCCGCGAGCUCGACGACACCAUAACUCAGGGCCAACUUCAGUCGCUCGCCGAGUCCACCGGGGGAGUACAGAUCAAGUGGUCAGCGAAACUCAACACCACGGCUGGGCGCGCAAAUUGGCGCCGCGAAACGGUUCGCAAAUUGUCUACCAGUACAGAAAACUCAGUUACCCACCGCCACCACGCCUCCAUCGAGCUCGCCGAGAAAGUCAUUGAUGACGAGAACCGUCUUCUCAACGUCGUCGCGCACGAAUUUUGUCAUCUCGCCAAUUUCAUGGUCAACGGCAUCACUGGCAAUCCGCACGGUAAGGAGUUCAAGGUCUGGGCGGCCAAGUGCUCACGCGCGUUCGGGGAUCGAGGGAUCGAGGUCACCACGAAGCACUCGUACGAGAUCGACUUCAGGUAUGUCUGGGAAUGCACCGACUGCGGACUGGAAUACAAGCGUCACUCCAAGAGCAUCAAUCCCGAACGUCACCGUUGCGGGUCCUGUAAGGCUAUGUUGAAGCAGAUAAAGCCCACUCCGCGGGCUACGGCGAAGCAGUCUGAUUAUCAGAAGUUUGUCAAGGAGCAGAUGAAGAUUGUCAAGGAGGAGUACCCGAAGAGCGCACAGAAAGAUGUCAUGAAGAUUAUCGCGGACAGGUGGGGGAAGAGGGCCGGCAGCAAUCGCGCGACCCCUGAAUCAGACGGCACACCUGUUCCUGAAUCGAUCGACAAGGUUGGUUCUCGCCUCAACGCCAUUACAUUGUAG